AUGGAAAUUUCUUCCUCAUCAGAGGAGGACGGUGAGGAUUCGUCCCUCUCGCAGCCAGUACUGGAUCUAGGGAGCGACACGGAAGAAGAAUUGUUACGAGACACCGACGAACAACAGCCACCUCCCUCACGCAGCCGACCGUCUACGGCCGCCCCCCGAUCGUCCAGCCCGACAUCGAGCAACCAGCGGGAUCGUUCACCUCGUUCCCCCCGAAGAGUUCCACCCGAGACUCGGUACUCACCCUCGCGAGACCCGUCUCCUGGGGAUCCAAGGCGAAACCGGCCACCAUCCGACAUGCCAACCCCUCCACGGCACGCUCAACCACCGCCACCGCGCGCGCCCUCACCGAUGGCCAUACUUGAGGAAUUAUUGGAGGCCCUGGAUCAACAGCCACCGUUGGACGUGGACCCCAAUCCCGUGUUCGAUGCCGUCCGCCCGUAUGCGCCUCUCCUGGCAGCCGGUGAAUUCGUGCGCCCCGGCUUUCUAGACGCCCUCGUUGGCCUGACCCGAGGGUUGACGCAUCGGACAAACGGUUUCUGCCCGAUUGCGGAAGGAUUACGACACCCGCGGUCGAUGGGCUCAUCCGCUACCAUCAGGGACUUCCCACCCACCCGAGAAGCAGCCUCCCAGACGCAUAGGCCGAUCACCAGCGAAGCCGAGAGUCAGACAAGCUCGCUGUCCACCAACGCAGCCGGCCACCAAACGGACCCGCCGACUACCAGGGACACGGGGAGUCAAACGCUACCCGUAGACAACCUCGGAGAAGCCUUGGGACGCCUCGCCACCUCACAGGGGGCCGACACGGGGCUACUGCCCUCGGACCUCACACGCGGUCAGUUCGGUGAGUCGACACCCCAACACCCGGGCCCGUCCUCGAGGACACCCGCGCCGGAGCGAUCUGAACCCCGCGGGACUAGACCCCGCGCUUCGGACCAGCCAGCUAGGCCGAACGAGAGGAUCGGAGCGAACGAGGCCCCACCGCGCCCCGUUACCACCGCGGCGGCCGCCCCAAGGACGACGCCACGGGCCACGCCGAAUCAACCCACCGAUACCGGCUCCAGCGCUAGGUACCGCCGGUGCUUCAACUGCGGGAGUACUUCUCACCGGCGGCAGGAAUGCACCCAACCCCCGCGACAGUUUUGUUAUCGGUGUGGGAUACUCGAUGUUACGGUUCGGACCUGCCCAAAACACGGUAGCGAGUACGAGAAAGAGGAGCCGUGGAAAUGGAAUCGCCGAUAA
Venturia canescens is the source of this 1239-nucleotide messenger RNA. RefSeq names its product proteoglycan 4-like. The record is from RefSeq and is a predicted model, not a curated record. NCBI's taxonomy places the organism in Eukaryota, Metazoa, Arthropoda, Insecta, Hymenoptera, Ichneumonidae. The coding region runs from base 1 to 1239 and encodes 412 amino acids. The transcript has a single exon. Gene Ontology annotation, molecular function: zinc ion binding; nucleic acid binding.